Molecule: messenger RNA, 2560 nt
Organism: Orussus abietinus
Lineage: Eukaryota; Metazoa; Arthropoda; Insecta; Hymenoptera; Orussidae
Gene: asun
Product: integrator complex subunit 13
Exons: 9
Coding region: 79-2115 (678 amino acids)
Biological process (GO): centrosome localization; regulation of mitotic cell cycle
Cellular component (GO): integrator complex
Source: RefSeq, a predicted model, not a curated record
UUUGCAAUUUCAUGAUUUGGCAUUAACUUAUGGAUCGUUUAUUUACGUUUGAGGUUAGGGUAUGACUUCCCAACAGAGAUGUACCCAUCCAACCACAAAACUGUAUUCGUGCUUGACCACACACCGUAUUUCGGUAUUUCGACGGAAAGUCCCUUGGAAUUUGAUUGCUUAAAGAGUCGAGGGCAGAAUCUCAUUCCACUAGCUCCGAUUUGCAAGUCACUAUGGACCACCAGCGUAGAAUCGUCUAUGGAAUAUUGUCGCAUCGUCUGGGAUUUAUUUCCUACGGGAAAGCUGGUAAGGUUUGUCGUCAGCGACCAUGCAGCCCAUAUACUAAACACGUGGAGUCCCCUGCAACAGAAUUUAUCUCAUAUAAUGAAUGGAAUGGCGAUAAUAGGAGUACCUCCAAGAGCUCACCAGCCCAGCGUGGACUUUUCGGUGAUACAUGGAUUAAGGGUUGCUAUCGAAGCCCUUACGGAAUGUUCAGAAAUCCAGCAUGAAAAGAGAACCUCCUUAACGGAGAAUGCAAGUAAAUUAUUAAACAGCGGCAGAGUGAUAUGUAUUACAAGCGCACGCGACAACAUCAAUAUGAAGAGUUUGGAGAAUAUCUUUUUAAAUCAACUCGCACAGCAGAAUAAAAUAGCUUUGGCUUCGGACCAUUUAAUACCGAUACAUCAUUGUCAUCUAGUGAUUCUUAAUAUUUUUCCUAAUAACGUGGAAUCUCAAGUCACUACGCAGCCACAGAGGGAAGUGUCUCCGCAGUUAUCCAUGGAAGUGUAUUCCAUGAAGGCUUCGACGUUACAUUCCAAAUUGUCACACUUGAUCCUGUCACACUACGAUCUGGCCAGCACCACGGUGACAGGGAUUCCGAUGAAGGAAGAGCAAAAUGCCAGUUCUUCUGCUAAUUACGACGUAGAGAUCUUUCACUCUUCCACGGCUCACACAGCCAUUUUAAGAGGUAAUCCACAAGACUCUGCCCUUAUAAAGACUUUUCGAAGGUUCGAAGAAGGCUCAGAAUACGAGACGGUGACAUUAAAAUGGUGUACACCGAGAGGUUGCAGUGCAUCAGAGAUGCAAAACUGCACCGCGAUGCAUCGAAUAACUCCAGUAGACGUCAACAGCAGGCCCUCCUCCUGCUUAAUUAAUUUCCUCCUAAACGGUCGCUCGGUCAUGCUUGAAAUGGCUAGGAAAAGUGGUGGCAAGACAAUAUCACACCUGUUGGCAUCCCACGGUGGAGAAAUAUUUAUACACACCUUGUCGACAGCCAGGAGCGUUCUCGAAGACCCACCCUCAAUCAGCGAAGGCUGCGGUGGACGAGUUACGGAUUACAGAAUAACGGACUUUGGAGCAUUAAUGCGUAACAAUGUCCUAGUGCCAUUGAAACGCAGUCCAACCGACGACGGAGAAGGGCCCGUCUCGAAGACGAGAACGAGACUAGAAAGGCACACCAAAUAUUGGCCGAUAACGAUCUCAAGUACUCUAAUGUUUAACCUGAAGCAACUGGUCGAUCCAUUGCCGGAGUUGCUCGUCAAGGAGGAGCUCUCAGUGGAGGAGGUAGUCCAGUGCAAGCAAAUCAUUUUCGGUCUGCUGCAGCUGGAAGCAAAGCACGAAGCUUUACCAUUGCCUAGUCUGGGUGGAGGUCGAGGUGGGAAGGGAGGUAUUCGUCGAGAGGAGCACUACCGUCUGCUCUGGGGAGAGCUCGAGACGUUCCUGAGAGGACACGCUAACAACUCCGCAUCCCACGCGGAAGUACUUAACUGUUUACUCGAAGUCCACAAUAAAGACGACAAGGACAAAGUGGAGUUGGAUCAGGCCCUGCGUGAAUUAGACGGGCUAGGAAAAGAAGACGUGACCGCCCGGGCGAGCGUGAUAAGAGCGACAACGGACUCCCCGAUGUCCCCACCACCGUGCACCCCGGUUGGAAAGCCUUCCACAUUGCAAAAAAGCAUUAUUCCGCAACCAAAGAGCCUCCUAGACAUCUGGCUGCAGCGGAGUGCCCCGCGCGAGAAGAAGCCCGAGUUCCACGGAAGACUCAACUGCGAGGGGAACAAAGCGAAGCUCUAUCCCAACGUGAAGGAGAUCGGCCGGGAACAGCGAGAAACGAUCCUGGAGGCCUGAAAGUACAACCGACUCACCUGGGACAAUUUAAUCCUUUCCCGGACACACAAAAGGGACGAAGAGAGACGCUCCUUCCACCCCCUCGACUCAAGAUCCGAUUUUCUUGUACAUACCGCACCGUCCAGCUUCAAACACCACUAUGUCACAAUGUGUCACCGACAUCUCUACAAAUUCCAUUUACCGCGGUCAGAGCUGCUCGCAAUUUCGCGGAGAGAAAUUAACGCUAUUUAAUCCACGAACAAGAGGAAGUGGAAAGAAUGCUACAACCUCGUGAACAAUCAGGGACGAGUACUAUCGAGUGAGGCGAUCGCUCAUUAACGCGGCCGAAUGACGUACAAAGUCGAAACAAUCGCGUAAUCACGUUCGGUACAAACACCAGUAGUAAUUCCUUUAUCAAGUGUGCAGCUUCGAAAAAUAAAAGGAACAUCCGUCAAACCAUCCGAAA